This is a messenger RNA of Tupaia belangeri chinensis (Chinese tree shrew), 607 nucleotides long. It is a transcript of the gene POLR2F, whose product is annotated as RNA polymerase II, I and III subunit F. Gene Ontology annotation, molecular function: DNA binding. The record is from RefSeq and is a predicted model, not a curated record. The transcript has 5 exons. Gene Ontology annotation, cellular component: RNA polymerase II, core complex; nucleus; RNA polymerase III complex. The coding region runs from base 109 to 507 and encodes 132 amino acids. NCBI's taxonomy places the organism in Eukaryota, Metazoa, Chordata, Mammalia, Scandentia, Tupaiidae. Gene Ontology annotation, biological process: transcription by RNA polymerase I; transcription by RNA polymerase II; tRNA transcription by RNA polymerase III.
CUGCGCAGGCGCAGGGAACGCGUGGCUCCGCGCGAAGCGGACGCGCGUAGAUUGGGGUCUCUACUCGGGCGGGUGGGCGCGGAGUGAGGUUGGUGCGGCGAGAGCGUCAUGUCCGACAAUGAGGACAAUUUCGAUGGCGAUGACUUUGAUGACGUGGAGGAGGACGAAGGGCUCGAUGACUUGGAGAACGCCGAGGAGGAGGGCCAAGAGAACGUCGAGAUCCUCCCCUCUGGGGAGCGACCACAGGCCAACCAGAAGCGAAUCACCACCCCGUACAUGACCAAGUAUGAGCGGGCCCGCGUGCUGGGCACCCGAGCGCUCCAGAUCGCGAUGUGUGCCCCCGUGAUGGUGGAGCUGGAGGGCGAGACGGACCCGUUGCUCAUCGCUAUGAAGGAACUCAAAGACCCCUGCACGGCGUGCUGCGGAGCUCAUGGCCUGGCUUCCCCUGCACAGGGCCCGGAAGAUCCCCAUCAUCAUUCGCCGCUACCUGCCCGACGGGAGCUAUGAGGACUGGGGGGUGGACGAGCUCAUCAUCACCGACUGAUCUUCCCGACCUCGCGGUUUCUCUCCCCACUUUAUGUGUAAAUAAUAAACUUCUCAGCCCCUC